AUGGUGGACACGCGCGCUAAUGACUAUGCCGGAACCAGCAACAACGCGCAAAACCGCCCCAGAAACCAAUGCGGACCCGUCCCCAUAGGGGCUAACAUUCCUAAUAAUCCAGGACAUCAAAUUUUGGAGGGAUUAGGGCAAGUAAGGAACAAUCGGCAGAAUAAGAGGACUUGUCUCUUUUCUGAGUUUCAAAAGCAAAGGCCCCCAAAGUUCACUGGUGUGCCGGACCCAAAGGUAGCUGAAAACUGGUUUCGGCAGAUAGAGAAAAUGCUAGACACCAUGGGCAUAAUCGAGGCCGCUGAUAGAAUAGCUUUGGCAGUAUUCGAGCUUGAUGAUGAGGCUGACCACUGGUGGGAGUUAAUCAAGAACACUCGUGAUGUAGCGAGCCUAUCAUGGAACCAGUUCAGGGAACUGUUCCUAAAUAAAUAUUUUCCAAAUACGGUCCGUCGAGAGCAAGUCAAGGAAUUCCAAAACCUGGAACAAGGAAACAUGACCGUGACCCAAUAUGCUGCAAAAUUUGAAGAACUAGCCCGUUACGCAACUAGAUUUGUAGCAAAUGAUGAAGAGAAGGCAAGGAUGUUCGAGUGGGGGUUGGACCUUACAAUCAGGGGAAGAGUUCUUCCGCAACGACUCCCCACAUUUGCUGGGGUGUUGGAUACGACGUUAGAGUCUGAGAGGGAAGUAACAGACGCUAGAAAGGCUUGGAACAAGAGGAGAGGGAGUCAGACGUCUGUUGGACCUCAAAGGAACCAAAAAGGAAACAUGACGCCAAAGCCCUACUCCAGACCACAACCACAACAGCAACAGAUCCAGAGAGGAGGCUAUUAA
Molecule: messenger RNA, 828 nt
Organism: Camellia sinensis
Lineage: Eukaryota; Viridiplantae; Streptophyta; Magnoliopsida; Ericales; Theaceae
Source: RefSeq, a predicted model, not a curated record